This is a messenger RNA of Rotaria sp. Silwood1, 10302 nucleotides long. The record is from the annotation of a GenBank genome assembly. Lineage: Eukaryota; Metazoa; Rotifera; Eurotatoria; Philodinida; Philodinidae.
AUGUCAUCUUAUUCGUCUCGUAAUAAUCGUUAUUAUGAUUCCAUGCGUCAAUCACAUGGAAAUAAUUCUCGAUCACAAUCGGGUAAUCCUGUUGAUGAUGACAAUAUGGAAGGAAUGUCUGAAGAUUUACAAAAAAUCUUUGAUGAUGAUUCAAAAUGUGCACGUUUAUUAAAAAAAGUUCUACGUGAUGAACGAUCAUUUGAUUUACGUGUUCAACGUAUUCAAGAAUUUCAAGCUUAUCUUGAAAAAUCUGAUAGUAGUAAAUUUAUUAUGAAAUUAGCUGAACCAGCACUCAAUGUAUUAUUCGAACAGUUUCAAGAGAGAUCUCAUGAAACUAUUCGAUCUGAACUUGCUCAUUGUAUUGGAUUAAUAGGUUAUGUUAUGUUAAAUGAAGGCAAUCCAAAAUUUGCUGAAUGGAUAUUUGAACGUUUAAAUGAAGUACGAAAAAAUGAUGUUCAAAAACAAUUACUUGUCAGUGCAUUUCGUCAAAGUAUUCAAAAUGAACAUGAAGUAUUAUGUUUAACUGAUCAUAUUCAACAUAUAAGUGAACAAUUAAAAAAAAUUCUUGAAUCAGUUGUUCAUGCACCAUUAAUGAUUGCUGUAACGGAUACAAUUAUUGAUCUUUCGAGAAUUUAUCCUCAAGUAUUUCAAGAAAUAUUUGUUGAUAUUGUGGAUAUUCUUAUCGGUUGGUAUAUUGAACCAUUACCAACUGAUCGUAUUCUUGAAUAUACAGCUCAAGCAUUACAUAAAUUUCGUCCGUUUUGGAUUGAACAAAUUGAAUCAACAUUAACUUUAUUAGAUCAUUUUAUUGAAGAUGCUGAUAAUUAUGCUCAACAAUUUGAAAAUCAAGAUCAAAAUGAUGAUGAUAAUAUGAUUUCAUUUACAGACAAAAUUGCUGCUUUAUAUAGAGCUUUUGCUACUGUUCUUCGUGCACUUUCCGAUAAUUUUGCUUCAACACCAACAUUACUUCCGAUUGAUUAUGUUGAUAAUUGGUUACAAAAAAUUUUACAUACAACAACUAUAAUUAAACAAGAUAAAUUAUUUGGUAUUUUAGCUAAACAUGCUAAUACAACUGUUUGUAUUUUAUUAGAAACAUUUUCACAAUUUGAUGAACAAGUUCAAAAAGAUGUAUUUGAUUUUAUUACUCAACAAAUACUUCUUCAAACACAAGAUUGGCAAUAUGAAGCUGAUGCUAAUUUACUUCGUUUAAUAAUGAAAGUUAUUGAUUUAGCUGAUCAUGAUUCAUGUGCAACAUUAGCUAGUUCAAUAUUUGUAGCAAAUUCACGUAUAUGGCUUUAUCGAUUUUUAUAUUCAAAUUCGCUUAUUCAAGAUGUUUUACAAUUAUUUAAUCGUCUUUUAACAAUAAAAAGUAUUCCAGUUGUUCAACAAGUUUAUCAAGCUAUUUUAGCUGAUAUGACAUCAAAUUUUAAUGUACUUCUAAAUGUUCUUGAACAAAAACCAAUUAUUAUUGGUAGUGGACCAUCAUUAACAAGUAAUUUAAAUGAAGAUGAUGCAGAAGCAGCACUAAUUUUUGAUUGUAGUGCUUUAUGUCAAAUUGGAAAUGUAAAAGGAAAUUUAAUUGGAAUGUAUGCACUUUCUCCACCACUUUUUGAAUUACUUGCUAAACAUCUUCAAUUAACAAAUUCAAAAUUAGCUCGACAAUAUCCAGCUGUUCAUUAUGGUGUACUGAAAACUCUUUAUUCACAUUGUGCAGCACAUGAACAUUUUAUUCAUAAUUCAGAUUUAUUUAAACAAAAUGAUACAAAUAAUGUGAUGAAUUUAACAAGUUUAACAAAAGAUAAUUUUGAAGAUUUACUUAAACUUCAUCAUCGUCUCAUUGUUAAUAGUCAUCUUAGUUGUCAUGAUACAAAAAAAUUAGUAUUAAAUUGGCUUGCUGAAAUUAUUGAUGCAUUACCACAAGAAGAUAAUGGAUUACUAUCUUUACCACUUUUACUCAAACUUUCUCAUGCUAUUAUUGAUAUAGCCUAUUCGGAUGAAGAAGAAAUCUGUAAUUUAUGUUGUCGGUUAUUAAAUAAAAUUGUUAAAAGACAACGUGAUCUUGAUGUAUCAUUCUUAGUUCGUUUAUUUGAUUUAUGUCGAUUUUGGUUACAAUCUAAUGAAACCUCAAUUCAUGAUAGUUAUUAUGCUAUUUUAUGUUGUUUACCUGUUAAUAUUUUAACUAGUAAAUUUCCAACACAUGGUACAUUAUUAUCAUCAAAAAAUGAUUAUUCUGGUUUUGCUAGCAUUGUUAAACGAAAUCAUAUGAAUACUCCAUAUUUAGGAACAUUUACGACAAAUUGUUUUAAUUUAAUAUUAGGUUAUAUACUUGUUAAUCAUCAAAUGCCACGAAUGUAUGCAACAACGUGGCUUGAACGUUUAUUUCAAUCAUGUCAACGUAAAAGUAAUAAUGGAUCUUCAAAAGAAGAACAUUUAUCUGAAGAUCAACAUCGUUUAUUAAGUUAUGAACAAUUACCAAAUUUUGGAAAUGAUGCAUUGAUAUGGUUUUGGGCUAUAUGGGAAUGUGCACAAUUUUGUGUUAUGAAUAAAUUGAAAACACCACUUGGAAAACCACAAGAAACAUUUUUAGCACUCGAAGGUGAGUUAAUUAUUAGUCUUGAAUUUAUUGAAGUUAAUAUUACUCGGAUAGAAACUUUACGUUUUUUUGCUUGGCCAAUUGAUAAUAAUACGAAAAAAGUAGAAGCAUCUUCAUCAGAACAAACGAAUCGUUCUUCAACACCAUCAUCAAUAGCAAAUCCUCCAUUAACAUCAUCAUCAUCCGGUGAAAUAAAUGUUUCAACAGAUAAAGGUGAUUGGUGGUGUGAUUUACAUCGUUGUGGUCUUUUAUUACAAUUAAUUGAAGCACUUGAAAAAUGUAUGUACAAUGCAUAUGAAGGAGCAGCUCUUUCACUUCCACAGCUACCUAAAACUGUUAAAUUCUUUUUUAUUACAAAUAAAUCUACAUGUUUUGAAUGGCUUAAUCGUAUUCGUAUACCAAUUAUUUUAACAGCUGUACGAAGUGGUCAAUAUGAAUCAGCUGUACGAAAUUGUAAUCAAUAUUUAAUGCAUGUGUGCUCAUUAGGUCAAGCUGAGGCAUCAGAAUUUGAAUUUGUAAUAAUAUCAUUUGUUCAAUCCCUUAUUAAACUUCAUAAUAGUAUGGCUAUUCAUGGAAUUUAUAUAUGGUUAAAAAAUAUUCAUCAACUUGAUUGGUCAUGGAUACAAGCAUGUGAACAUGAAGCUGCUGGAAAUCUUGAACAAGCAGCUUAUGAAUAUAAAUUAUUAUUAAAUGAACAUUUUAAAACUCUUUCAUUGUCUAAUGAAACAAAAGAUGAUAAAAUAUCAGCUGGACUUGUAAAAUUUUUAACACAAAAAGUUUAUGAUUGCUAUUUAAGUCUACAUCAAUGGCCUGAAUUAAUUGCAUGGAAUGAUGCAUGUAUUAAAAUGCAAAUGGCUUUUUUACAAGAUGAUAAUGAUGAUUUACGUAAAGCUAUGGAAACAACUAUCGAUAUAAAUGCUAUUCGAGCAAUGAGUUGUUUUGAAAAUCGAGAUUUCGAAGGUUUAAAAGUAGCUAUGAGAAAAAUGCCUAAUUCACAAGCAACUGGCGAAGAACUUGGUCGAAGUAUUUCUUGUGGUUGGGAUAUGGAAGCAUUUGAUAUGUUAGCAACUGUUGAAACAUUAAAAGGAGUAUCAAAACGAAGAUCGGGUCUUUGGUCACUUAAUGCAGUACUUCAAUUAACACAAGAUUUAACACGAAUUCAUAAUGUUGAUGAACAUGCAUCAUGGUCAGAAGAAAGAGCAGCUAUUAGUCAAGUAGCAGCUUUAUAUCAAAGUGAAAAUCGUGAAGUUCCUCUUUUACCUGGUCAAAAAUUUGCACCUGUUCAACACAGUGUACGAGCAUUGAAUUCUAUUCUUCUUUACAGUCAAUCAAGUUUUAAUAAUCAAAGCACAUCAUCAGCUAUAAAUUCUAAUUGGACAGCUCUUCGAAUGGGUGCAGCACGAUUAGCUCGUCAACAAAAUAAUUUUACAUUAGCUUCAAAAUUACUCAUUCAACAAUUUCAAUCAACUCAUACAUGGUCGACAGGUCCACCAACAUCACAAUCUAGUAAUACUUCAUUAGGAUCUCCAUUACGUUCGUUUCAUUCUGAUGUAUCAUCAAUUGAAACCUAUUCUCUUGCUUCACUUGUAACAAUGAUUGAACGUUAUCAAAAUACUCAUAUGGUUUCUAUUGAACUUGAAACUGAAACAGGAAAAUUAAUGCAUGCUCUAUCAUUAAAUAAAGCUAAUAAUGUAAAUAUAACGAUUGCUAUUGAAUUUCUUUCACGAUCUGUUCUACGACAUUUAAUUAAUGAAAGUCAAGUAAAUCCAUCAUAUAAUAAUCAACGUUCAUUAAUUAAUAUUGAAAAAUGUUCAAGAAAUUUACUACAUAUUGCUAAAUGGUCACGUAGUGCAAUUGAAAGUAAUUAUGAAACAACAACAACAAAUGUUGUAUCCCUAGGAAAAUUAUUUCAAUUACGAAAACAAUAUCUUCUUACUGGAUUGGGUAUUGAUAUUGCUGGAGAACCUUUUGUUCGAAAAAAUAUUCCUCUUGAUGAAUUAUUAAUCGGAGAAUUAUUAGAUUUUUCAACAUUAACUUGUCCAUCUUUAGCUAAAUCAUGGUUUAGAUUUGCUGAUUGGUCUUAUAUUUGGGGAAGACAAUUACUUGCUCGAUCUAUACCAUUAUCUUCAGUGGAUAUGGGACAACAAGUUCGUGCAAUCCUUCCAGCGGAAGUUACAUCCGAUGAAAUAACUGAAAUAUCUCGUAUAUUAUCUUCAAUUCGAAUUUUAAAUGAUGAUGAUUCUGAACUUACUGCUGCUGAAUUAUCAUCACUUCAUUCGUAUCGUACAGAUUUAUCACGUGCUUGUUCAUUACUUACAAAAUAUCCAAUGUUAAUUGAACAAUUACUUGCAUUACAUCCACAAUUUGAUUUACGUCGUUAUUUUCUGUUAGAACAAUCUUGUCGUGUUUAUUUUACAUAUUUACAAUUAAGUAAUAGCAAUACUUAUGGAAAUUUAAAUGAAAAAAAAUCAAAUAAUAAUGAUGAUGCAUCCAAUGUUCUUGUUACAUUACGUUUAUUACGUGUACUUGUACGUUAUCCUCAACAAUUACGUACUAUAUUUGAAACAAAUCUUGUUAAUGUACCAACUGUUGCAUGGAAACGUCUUAUACCACAAUUAUUUUCUCGUUUAAAUCAUCCUGAUAGUUUUGUUCGAGAUUAUGUUACAAAUUUAUUAAUACGUAUAGCAAAAGAUUAUCCACAAUUAAUACUUUAUUCAGUUAUUGUUGGAAUAACUGAUGAUUCAAAAAUGAGACGUAUUAAAUCACGAGAUGAAAAUAUUUAUCAAAGAAAAUCAUUGAGUACACAUGGAUCAGAUGAGGAAAGAUCACAAAAUGAUAUUGAAGAUGACGAUGAAGAACAAGAAGAAGAAGAAGAUGAUGGUGAAGAUGUGGAAGAAGAUGAUGAUAUUGAACAACAAGAAAAUGUUGUAGCUAUGCAAAAUAGUUUUAGAUUAAUCUAUAAUGUACUUUCGGAAACAAAUGCACAUGUGGUUGGACAAGUUAAAUUAUUUGUACAUGAAUUACGACGUGUUACUGUUCUAUGGGAUGAACUUUGGUUAGGAACAAUGGCACAACUUCAAGAAGAAAUUAGUCGACGUGUCGAUGUACUUAAAGAUGAACUUCAACGUCUAGAAUCCAUGACACAUUUAACCAAAGAAGAAAAAGAAUAUCUAAUCAAAGAAAAACAAGAUGUUUUAUUUAAAUCCUUUAUAACCGUUCUUGAAGCAGUUAGUCAAAUAACUCGUUCACCUGCUGAAACACCACGUGAACAAACAUUUCAAAAAGAUUAUAGUAAACAAAUUGAUGCAGCUAUUGAACAAUUAAAACAACCUAUUAUAUUAUCUAAUCCACAUUCAUGUUGGUUACAACUUCGACAGCUUUAUUCAAUGUUACAUCGUACUGGUAAACGAUCAGGUACAAUUCAUGCUAUGAGUCAAAUAAGUCCAAAAUUAGCACAAAUUAAACAUAGUGUUAUACCAAUUCCAGGCGAAGAUGGACAGUUUCAUACAAUUCAUAGUGUUGGUCAAACUGUUCAAGUAUUACCAACAAAAACUCGUCCGAAAAAAUUAAUGUUUGUUGGAUCAAAUGGUCGUCGAUAUCAAUAUUUAUUAAAAGGUCUUGAAGAUCUUCAUUUAGAUGAACGUAUUAUGCAAUUAUUAUCAAUAAUAAAUGUUAUGUUUACUAAAAUAAAUCGAAAUGAACCAUGGUCAUAUGAAGCUAGAAAUUAUACUGUUAUACCAUUAGCAUCAAGAAGUGGUUUAAUACAAUGGGUUGAAGGUGCAACACCAUUAUUUACACUUUAUAAACGAUGGCAACAACGACAAGCAACAGCACAAACUUGGAAAGCUCAAAAUGAAAAUCAAGAAAUUACUUUAGCUACAGUACAAAAACCAAAUGAUGUCUAUUAUUCAAAAUUAAAUGCUAUAUUAAAAGAAAAAGGUAAACAACCAGUAGAAGAUCGUCGUGAAGUACCAAUGCCAAUAUUACGUCAAUGUAUUGAGGAAUUAAUACGUGAAACACCAGCAGAUCUUUUAUCACGUGAACUUUGGUGUAGUUGUCCAAGUGUUGGUCUAUGGUAUAAAAAUGUUCAAAAUUAUAGUCGUUCAUUAGCUGUAACAUCAAUGAUUGGAUAUAUGAUUGGUUUAGGUGAUCGUCAUCUUGAUAAUGUUCUUGUUGAUUUAAAAUCUGGUCAAAUAAUUCAUAUUGAUUAUAAUAUUUGUUUUGAAAAAGGUAAAAAAUUACGUGUACCAGAAAAAGUUCCAUAUCGUUUAACACAAAAUUUACAAAAUGCACUUGGUAUUGCUGGACUUGAAGGUGUUUUUUCAUUAUCAUCAGAAAAUGUUCUUAGAAUAUUACGUAAUCGAAAAGAAAUUUUACUUAAUUUACUUGAAUCGUUUAUUUAUGAUCCAUUAAUUGAUUGGACUGGUCAUGAUACAGGUGUACUCGCUGCUUUUUUUGGUGGUCAAAGUAAUUUAUUUGAUCACGUAACAAUUAAAAAACGUCAAGUUGAAAAAGAUUCUCUAUUACGAAUGUUUCAUCUUCGUACUAUUGAAAUACGACAGAAUUGGAUUACAUUAGGUGAAUCAAUUAAUCGUACAAUGAAUAAAUUAAUUCAACGUGUUAAUGAUAUAAAUGAAUUAGAAAAAAAUAUUAAUGAACAUGAUAUAAAAAUGAAUAUUAUAGAAAGACGUUUAGAUUAUUUUAAAGCAGCAUUAGAAAAUUCAUCAACAAAUCAUUCAUUAUUUUCAUUACUUGAUAGACGAAAAAAAUUACAAACAAUACGAACAGAUAUGAAUACAGCAAAAGAUUUAGUUUUAACACUUUAUCAAAAUCUUGAAUGUAUUUUAAUAAAUAGUAGUGAAGCACAUGUGGAUUUACAAUCAAAAAUAUUUUCUAAUAAACUUCAUGAUUUUGUUGAAAAUGAUAAUAUUUCGAUUAGUACAUCACCUGUGGUUCUUGCUGCAGAUUUUCUUCAAACAGCAGGAAAAUUAACACUUCUUCAUCAGAGUGAGCAAUUAGAUGAUGAAUUACGAAAUGCUUUAAAAAUUUAUCGAACUGUACGACAACCAACAGUUGCUAAUAUUUUAAAAAAUCUUGUUGAUCUUUGUCAAUAUUUACCUAUUGACUAUAUUCAAUCAUCCUUAUUAACUAAACUUAAAAAUCGUCUUGGUGAACUUUGUAAUAAUUUUACAACAGAAAAAUGUCAAGAAUUUUUAAAUCAUAUCGAUACAUAUUUCUUAAUGGAUGAAAAAUCUCCAAUACGUUCAGAAUUAAUAAUUCGAGCCUUAUCACUUGAUAAUCAAUUUAAUGAAUAUAUUCAAACUAUAAAUGAAGAAAUAACUAAAAUGUCUGAAUUACAAAUAUUUAUUAAUCAAUCAUCGACAGAUAAUAUGAAUUAUAAAAGUUUACUUGAUACAAAACUUCAAAAUUUAGAUCAUAAUGAACAUAUAAAUUACCGUAAUAUACUUUUACUUAUGUUAUUUGAUCGAUGGCAACAUUGCCGUCAAAUGAGUGAUAGAGCAAGAAAUAUUUUCAAUCUUUCAUCAUUAACAGAUGUCAAUAAUGAAACAUUUAUUAAUGAAACUUAUACACUUAUUAGUAAUACUGCUUAUUUUGCUUCAAUUAUUCAACAAAAUAGUAUAACAAUGUCAUCGAAUUCUUCACUUAUUGAUUCAAUAGUCAAAUUAAUUGGUAGUUUAGAUAAUAUCUUUCGUUUGUUAAAGAAUAUAUUAAACAACUUCGAAUUGACUACAAUCUCAUGCUUAAUUCGUGGUGCUUGUUCUAAACAGAAUAGUCUUACAUUAUGUAUGGAUUUAUUAAAUAAUGCUUUCAAACAAAUUCAGCCAAUGACAACUCCAAAUUCAACAACAUCAGUUGAUGAUACAUGUCAAACAGUUUAUCAACAACUUCGUUCAUCUUGGACAACAGCAUCAAAUGAAAUAUUUGAUACAUUUUUAAAUUUAUCAAAUUCUUUGGAUGAUCUUGAUAAAGAAUUAAAUAAUAUUUAUACGCAUUUUCAAACAUUGGACAUGCCUUCGGUCUGGUUACAAUCGUCAUUAUUUGAUUGGAAACAGACAAAUAUUGAUAAUGAUGUACAUCAACAAUUUUUAACAAAUUUUUUUGCUAUGAGUAAAAUUGCAACACUGCGACAAGUGUGUCAAUUGAUUGUUGAUCAUUCACAAGCAUUUGAUAAUAUUAAAACACAAAUAACAAAAGAUAGUGAUCUUAGUAAUAUAAUUAAACAAUUUAUUAUUCUUUAUAUUGUUCAAUAUCUUGUUGAUUUACCUUCUCUUGCAAUAAGUUAUUUAAUUUUUUCAUUAAUUCCGUCAUCUCAAUCUAUUCAUGAAAAUAAUCUUAUUCAAACUGAAAAUCAAUUUCAAGAUUUUCUUAAUAAUCUUUGCAUGAUAACACCAACAAAUCAAUUACCUGAACUUCAACAUAUCUUAGUAGAAAUCAAUACUAUCUGGCAAAAUUUGAAUACUGCUGAACAUGUAAAAACUUCAUUAGAUAUAUUACAAAUACGUAAACAUACAAAUGAAAUGCAGCUAAUAGCAUAUCGUUGGAAAAAUUUUUAUUUACUUAAUUCGAAUAAUAAAAAUCAACAACGACAAACUAUAUGUGAAGAAUUAACAACGGAUCAAAAUAUAUUAUCUAUUAAUGAUAGUACAUCUACAACAAUUAUUGAUAAAAUGAGUAAUCUAGAACAAACAGUUAUUCAACGAUUACGAUGGGCUGCUGGUGCUAAUCCAUUAGUUCAAGAUGUACUUGAUAAAUUUGAAAUUCGACAAAAAGAACGUGCUAAUGAAAUAGAUAAUGAUAAACAACUUUGUUCACAUCUUGUUAAAAUUCUUCAAUCAUGGCUUCUUUUUGAACAAUAUGAAGAACAAAUAAAAUUACAACGAGAUUUAAUUAUUCAUGCAAGAACAUUUGCAGAAAAAGGUUUAGAAAUUUGUCAAUUAAAACAUGAUAUUGAAUCAAAUUUUACUAUUGUUGAACAAGCAAUUUUAGAAUUUCCACCUGUUGAAAAUUUAAAACAAAUAACAUUACAAAAUCUUCCAUCAUUAAUCGAACAAGCAGAAAAUGAAUGUUUGAAACAUAAACGAAAUCGAAUUAAAGAAGAAAGAGAACUUGAAAAUCGUCGUGAUGAAACGAGUCAUUUAAUAAGUGAAUUAAAAGAACAUAUGUCUCAGCAUAAUACUAUCUUCAAAGAUAUAUCAUCUGUUUUGAAAAGUUUACUAAAAAUUAUUCCACAUGGUGCAUUACAAAAUUAUUCAAAUAUUCAUCGUGAAUUUCUUGAAUUAUGUCAUACUGUUGUUAAACAUACACUUCAUAUUGAUACAAAUAGUUCUAUGAAAUAUGAUGUACUUAUAACAAAAAUAAAACGAAUUUUAACAAUUAAACUGAAAGUUUUUGAGGAUUUAAUUCAAUUAAAUCCGACCAUUGAUAAUGAAAAUCGAGAAACAACAAUUUCAUCAACAGUAAACACUAGUGCACAACAUGAAAAUACAGACAAAAUCACAAGAGUUACUGAAGAACGAAAUAAAUAUGCUGUUGAAAUCUGCAAACGAAUUCGUGAUAAACUUGAUGGUUCUGAUCCUGAUCCAUUAACUCAAAGUUCUAUUAGUGAACAGGUUCGUUAUACAAUUCGGGAAGCAACAGAUAUCGAAAAUUUAGCAACACUUUAUGAAGGAUGGACAUCAUGGGUAUGA